AUAGAGCCCGGCUGGAGCCCCCCAGGCCCGCCGCGCCCGCGGCCGCUUCUUCCGCAGGGAUCCGCGGGGACAGGAACCGCUGGGCCAGAAGAACCCGAUGGUUUAGCAGCGCCGGCUAAGCCGGGCUGCGCCGCUCCGCUCCGCCAUGGGCACCGGGAUGUGCUCCCGCAGGCAGAAGGGGCUGCUGCAGAGCGCGCUCUGCCUGCUCGCCCUGGCCUGCCUGGCCUCCGGGGCGCUCCUCUACAGCCACCUCCAGAACAAGGUGCGGAGCGCCGAGGCGCUGGCGCAGAAAUACAAACAGCAGCAGGAAGCGCUGUCAGCACAGCUGCAAGUGGUGUACGAGCACCGGUCCCGGCUGGAGCGCUCCCUGCAGAAGGAGAGGGGGGAGCACAAGAAGACCAAGGAAGAUUUUUUAGUGUACAAGUUGGAAGCUCAGGAAGCUCUCAACAAGGAGAAGCAAGACUCCAUGAACAGAUAUGGGGCCCUCAGCUCCCAGCACAAGAUCCUGAAGAACCAGCACGACGAUGUCAAGAAGCAGCUGCUGGACCUGCAGCUGCAGCACAACGGCCUCAGGCUGGAGCACAGGAAGAGCCUGGAGAGCCACAGCCAGAAACUGGCCCAGCUGCAGCAGGAGAAGGACAGCGAGGUCACCAACCUGCAGGACACGGUGUUCAAACUCAGAGAAGAGAGCAAACUCCUCAGGAAAGCUCACCUGGAGGUUCACUCCCAGCUCCUCAACGCCCAGGCCCAGAUGGAAGAGUUCAGGCAGCUCAAGGAAGCUCUGCAGAAGAUGCCAGGCCUGAGAGGAGGAGGAGGAGGAGGAGGAGGAGGAGGAGGAGGAGGAGGGAAGGGCCAGCAGCCCCCAGUGCCAGCCAGCAGCCAGCUGCAGCCAGGGAGGAACAAGGAUGUGAAGAUGGUGAUGCACAUCCAGGUGAGGAGCCACGAGCAGAGCCCGGCUCCUGGGCUGGCCCUGCCUGAGCCAGGACAGAAAUCUGCAGCAGGAAAUCCCCCAGGGCCAGGCAGGCAGCACCCAGCAGGGAGCAGAGAGGUGCCACUGCACAGCUGGCAGGUCCCUGUGAGCCCAGGGAAUGCCCAGAGGGAUUCGGGGCCAGCGUGGGGCCAGCCCAGGAGCGCCCAGGGCACCCCCGGGGCCGGGCACAGGGGCAGCCCCCGAACCCCCGGGACAGGGACAGGGACAGGGACAGCAGCACGCGGGGACGGGGCCGACCAGGAGGAGCUGCAAAUGGAUGCAGGAGUCAUCGACAGGGAGCUGCAGUCCCAGAAAGAGACGGUGGUCCAGGAGCCCAUGAUGCCAGAUGAUGCUGCAGAUCCUGCCCAGGACCCCAACAACCAGGGGGAGGAUGAGUUUGAGGAGGCUGAGCUGGAGAGACCUGACUUUGAGGAGAAGGUGGGAGGCUCGGAGAAGUUCAAGGAGCCCAGAGUUAAAGAAGAGUGGAAGGAGAAGCCACCAAAGGAUGCUGGUAGAGCUGCCAAGCCCAGGGAAGACCCACUGGAGGAUUACCAAGAAGAUCAGGAGCAAGAAAUUGUACGACACCAAGGAGGAUCAUGGAGGGGAGGUGGAUGACAACGAUGACCUGGAGCUCGUCCAGGAGCAGAAGGAGCCUGUGGGAAGGCAGGGAGCUGCUGGCAAGAAGGAUGACUACUUCUGAGAGCCGCUGAAAAACCAGGAUACUGCAGGAAUGAGGGGAUGGGAACUCCUCCUGGGAGCUGCCUCCUGAAUGAAACACUGCCCAGAGCAGAGGCAGGAGGAGGGGGCUCUCUGCAGGCCCUGGCAGGGGGUUUGCAGAUGAAAAUACGAAAAUCCCAUCUCAGUGUGGGCCACUGCUGCCUCUGAGAUCUCUCAGACUGGGAAUGACCUUAUCCUGCUGCUUUUCUUAGAAGCACUUUUUGAUUUACUGUGUCCUUCGCCCUCUUGUUCUUCACAUCCCCUUUCUAAGCCGGAGAGGGUUUUUUGGGCUGGUUUUGGGGGUGUUUUUACCCCCCUGUGCAGCAGAGGGGUGCCUGAGCUGGUCCCUGGACUCACUCUAAUACAAGGAAUCUGUCUUCAUAAAUGAUUUUGUGUUUCUUUAACACAUCCUCUGAGCAGGGUGGGGAGGGAACCCGAGGGAAUUUCCUGUUCUGUGCCCCGGAGCUGUGCAAGAGCACCAACCACACCACAGCAGAGGAGCAAUCACAGGAGCAAUCACAGGAGGAAUUAUACCCAGCAGAGGGUGUGAGUGUGGAUGUGAACACCUUCCUGCUGCAGAGACCCUGCAGAGCUCUCCCUGCCCUGCCUUUGAGCUGUGUGACACUCCUGCUGGCCUCAGAGUGUCCCCUGCAGCGCUGUGCCUCCUCCCUGCUGCAGCUGAGGGCUGCCCUGAGCUCUUCCCCACGGAGACAGGGACAGCCACAGCAAGAAAUAGGAAAAAAAAGGGAAUAUUUGCAGCCCAACUAAU
This is a messenger RNA of Camarhynchus parvulus, 2456 nucleotides long. RefSeq names its product Golgi integral membrane protein 4-like. Gene Ontology annotation, cellular component: Golgi membrane; Golgi apparatus. Lineage: Eukaryota; Metazoa; Chordata; Aves; Passeriformes; Thraupidae. The record is from RefSeq and is a predicted model, not a curated record. The coding region runs from base 146 to 1585 and encodes 479 amino acids. The transcript is spliced from 13 exons.